Raphanus sativus (radish) is the source of this 651-nucleotide messenger RNA. RefSeq lists its product as uncharacterized. The transcript has a single exon. The coding region runs from base 39 to 467 and encodes 142 amino acids. NCBI's taxonomy places the organism in Eukaryota, Viridiplantae, Streptophyta, Magnoliopsida, Brassicales, Brassicaceae. The record is from RefSeq and is a predicted model, not a curated record.
CUUUCCUUGCUUUUGGUAUUAGUUGCCUAAUAAAAAUAAUGAAGCUAAGCGAGUCAAGAGGCAAAGAAGAGAAGCACAGGAGACAACAUUUCCAGAACGAUCUAAAAAACAUGAUCUCGUCUUUAACCCACAUGGGAGCAGAGAAGGGAGGGCCGAGCCAAUAUGAAGAAAGGGAGGAAGAGGAUGAAGGCAUCAGAGUCAUCACGCUCUCAGGAUCCAACAUAGGAGCCACCAUGAAGACAGAGGUCGACAACAAUCAUGGAGACAACAAACAUGAGCUUGAUUUCCUUACUACCUUCGUUAACAGCAACUUUCAAGCUGUGAACAACUCGCUAAUGAUGGGGGCCAAAUACGAGACUCAUGAUCCCGGCGUUCAUCUUGACAUCUCUGGUGACGUGGAGAAGCCUUCGAUGAAGGCAUCUGCGAAGGAGAUGAAGGAUAAGGGGAAGACUUCUGCUCGAAGUUGAACGUUGAGAAACUGAAAAAAUAAUGGUAUCCUCAUGGAUACAACUUCUGCUUCUUUUAAGUAUUAAUUCUCUUUUAUUGUCCAUUCUAAAUAAUCAGAGAAAAGUUGUGCAUGCUAAAACACUUUACCUUCUCUUCGAGAUUGUUGUCUUUAAUCAUAUUAAAACGUUUGAUAUUACAGUCGUA